AUGGCGGGCUGGUUCGGGUCCUCGGCCAACGGCGCGCUCGACGAGCAGAUUGAGCGCGCAACCUCUUCAAGCUUAGAGGAUAUGCCACUCAAUCUCGAGAUAUCCGACGUGAUUCGGUCCAAGACAGUGCAGCCUAAAGACGCCAUGCGCUCACUGAAGAAGAGGAUAGGGCACAAGAACCCCAACGUCCAGCUCGCAACUUUGAAUCUCACAGACACCUGCGUGAAGAACGGCGGCGCUCACUUCAUCCAAGAGAUAGCUUCUCGCGAGUUCCUCGACAACAUGACUUCCCUACUCAAGGCACCCCCCUCCGUCGCACCCAACCACGAUGUCAAGAACAAGAUGCUCCAGCUGAUACAGUCCUGGGCAAUAGCUGCAGAAGGGCGCACAAACCUGGGCUACAUCAACGAGGUUUACCAGAGCCUACAGCGCGAAGGCUACCACUUCCCUCCAAAGGAGAACAUUACCGGAAGUAUGCUCGAUAGCAGUGCGCCCCCAGAGUGGACCGACUCGGACGUCUGCAUGCGAUGCCGCACCGCUUUCACCUUCACCAACCGAAAGCACCACUGCCGAAACUGCGGAAAUGUCUUCUGUGGCGCCUGUUCGAGCAAGAACAUCCCCCUACCCCACCUCGGCAUCAUGGACCCUGUGCGCGUCGACGAUGGCUGCCAUGCCAAACUCACCGAAAAGUCCAGAGGGGCACACCUUCCCAGAGUGUUCGAUGCCCACAGGCCCCAGAGAACAUUAUAUCAGGGCUCAAUGGAACCGCGAAACGCCCGCAUAGAGGACAGCUUCGAUGCAGAUCUUAAGCGAGCCCUGGAGAUGAGCCUGGAUGAGGCUAAGGGAAACAGUUCUUCUGGCUUCGUGUCCCAGCCGCAACUGUCACAAUCCAAGUCUACAAAUGCAACUUCCAAGAAGCAGCCCGAGGAGGAGGAGGACGCCGAUCUGGCCGCUGCUAUCGCGGCCUCCUUGGCUGAUAUGGAAGAACAGAAGAGGAAGUACUCCACAACCUUCCGAGAGCAGGCUUCCAACGCCAAUUCAUCAACCCCCUUCGUCGCACCCAAGAACGACUACGAAUUGACGCCUGUUGAGGCCGAGAAUAUCAAUUUGUUUUCUACUCUAGUCGACCGCCUACAACAUCAGCCCCCUGGCACAAUCCUCCGUGAGCCGCAGAUACAAGAGCUAUACGAGAGCAUUGGCAAACUGAGGCCGAAGCUUGCGCGUACCUACGGCGAGACUAUGAGCAAGCAUGAUACACUACUUGAUCUGCAUGCCAAGCUCUCCACCGUUGUUCGUUACUAUGAUCGCAUGCUUGAGGAAAGACUGUCGAGCACAUACAACCAAGCCAACACCAUGUAUGGACUGCCUCCCUCUGCCCAACGGCCGGCGUCAAAUCUCUAUCCUAGUAUACAGUCAGGUGCACCAGAUGCUGCUGGUGAAAAUUACUACACGGGAAAUGCACCUCCUUCGGGCGCGUAUGGACAGCCUCAGUCACAGUAUGGUGGAGGCUACCAGCCCCAACAACAGCCCUAUCCUCAGUUCGACAAACGGCCCGCAUCCUACGCCCCACCUAAUGAGCAGUAUCAACAACCAUCACAACCAUAUCCAAACCUGGCCCAACGACCGCCAAGCACGUCUUACCAACAACCUUCGUCACCACAAUUACAACGUCAAAUGUCCAACCAGCAGUAUCCUUCUCAAGCGCCACCAUCGGGAGUAUCAGAUGCAGAUAGUGCCAGCUACUACUAUGGAGAAAGCAAUACGGCACAGCCUUCACAGCCCCCCAUGCAACGGACGCAAAGUUAUGGCUCUCAGCCUUCACAACAACAGCAACAACCUCCUUCUCCCCAAGCAUAUGCUCGGGCACCGCCACAGCAGACACCUAUUUCACCGCCCUCGCAGCCCGCUGCUGCCUGGCAAAACCCACCAUAUCCUCAACAGGAUCAGCCUCCAAAUUGGCAACAAAAUCAGAACCAGAACCAAGGUCCACCACAGCAGGCUCCUCAACAGCAAGCCCCUGCUCAACAGCAACCUCAGGUACCCCAGCAACAGCAACAGCAACAGCAACAGCAACAGCAACAGCAGUACUGGCAACAGCAACAACAUCAAGCAUCCCACCAGCAACAGCCGCAAACGUCUGGAUGGCAGCCAGCACCGUACGCCACUGGAGGCUACGGGCCCGAGAGUUUCCCGUCUGCGCCUCAGAACCAGCUCCCUGCACAGCAAGCAAAGGUGGCUGAUGAGCCUCUGAUUGAUUUGUAA
Molecule: messenger RNA, 2262 nt
Organism: Bipolaris sorokiniana ND90Pr
Lineage: Eukaryota; Fungi; Ascomycota; Dothideomycetes; Pleosporales; Pleosporaceae
Exons: 5
Coding region: 1-2262 (753 amino acids)
Biological process (GO): protein targeting to vacuole; protein transport to vacuole involved in ubiquitin-dependent protein catabolic process via the multivesicular body sorting pathway
Cellular component (GO): ESCRT-0 complex
Molecular function (GO): ubiquitin binding; phosphatidylinositol-3-phosphate binding; metal ion binding
Source: RefSeq, a predicted model, not a curated record